Pelobates cultripes (western spadefoot toad) is the source of this 1105-nucleotide messenger RNA. The record is from the annotation of a GenBank genome assembly. Lineage: Eukaryota; Metazoa; Chordata; Amphibia; Anura; Pelobatidae.
AUGGGGAAAACCAAGCGAAUGGGCACUGCGGGGACCUCCUGCGUGACCCCAGCUAGACACAACCCUGGCCCGAUGGAUGAAUUCCUUACAACACCGCAGGACGCUCGUGGCUCUGAUGGCACCGUCACGCCGGCACCAUCCUCGCAGGGCUCCGGCACGGCACACUCGGACCGGACCUCACCAGCAACCUCCACACUAUCCAAAAUAUCAGCGGACAUAGCAAAAAUCACAGCAAGCAUGCUUACCCGCAAAGACAAGGUGGAUAUGGUCGCGGAACUGAGAGCAGUCAUCAGGGAGGAAAUCACAGCGGUCCGUAGAGACCUUUACAGCGAUGGAGCAGCGCGUGGACGGCCUGGAAGUAGACCGUCUACAGAACGCCCAAUACCGGCAGGCAGUGGAACUGGCAACUGGGAGGCAAGGAAACAUCCUACUGGACAUCCGUUGACAGGUCGAAGACCUCGAUAAUAGAGGUCGCCGCAAGAACAUAAGAAUCAGAGGCCUCCAGGAGGCGGAGGGGAAAGUCCCCAAAGAGGUCCUCACAGGCCCGUUCACGCAGCUCUUAGGUGAAACAGCCCCCAAUGAUUUUGGCAUCGAACGAGCACACCGGGCCCUGUGGGCGCCCAGAAGAGACGGCCUACCAAGAAAAAUCAUAUGCUCGCUGGAAUCCUUCCAACUAAAGGAAGCCAUAAUGCAAACAGCUAGAGUGCAACAAAGGAUUAUAUACAUGGACUCCCAGGUCUCCCUCUAUCAAGACCUGUCCACAAUCACCCUUGAUGCUCGCCGAGCCCUGAGACCGCUAACCCGGAUGCUACAGGAGAGGAGAAUACCCUACAAGUGGGGGUUCCCAUUUAGCCUCCAAGCUAGGACGGGCAACGUUUGGCACAUAAUCCGAUGGCCAAACGAUGCUCCCCGCUUUUUGACCGCAGCAGGCCUGCCCACAAUACAGAUCACGAACUGGAUCCUAGACGGUCCUCCGGCCUGGGUGACAGGACCAUCGGAAGUGGCACACAGGUCCCUGAAGAAUAGACAUAGCCAAGCACCCUCAACAAGAGGUCUUCACCCCGGGCCAAAGAUGAGCACCCCGCAACCCCGACCCACGUGUUAA